UAACUAGAAACCGCUCAUUCAUUCAUUUAAGAGAUCCAAAUAAAAAAAAUAAAAAAAGAGAAAGCAAAAACGAAAAACCAACAUGCAACUCAAAAGCAAAAGCAAAAAGAUCACACAGAGACACCUUCUUUCCAAUCACAGCAAAAAAGCAGAAGCACCCCAAAAGAAGCAUUCCAAAGCCAAUGCUGACCACACUAAGCAAAAACCUUAAAACAAAUAGCAGAACAAGAUCCCACAUAUAUACUCUUCACAUUCAUGUCUAACUACUCUUUUUCAUUCCUACUACUUUUGCUUUGGAGCUCAUACCAAUGUCUAAAGAGAUUAUUGUUUCAGAGCCAAUCAUUGAAGCUCAUCAUCAUCAUGAAAAGGAUAAACCAUCCACUUCAAGGUCUAUUACUGUUAGUUCUAAAAUUGGUGAUGAUGAUCAUGUUCCUGGGGAAUUUGACAGUGAAAGAGUGCCUCCAACUUUGGUUGCUGAUAUCCAGAGGUUUCUUCGCACUGCAAACUUGAUUGAGAGAAAAGAGCCUCGUAUCGCUUAUCUAUGUCGCUUUCAUGCCUUUGUAAUAGCACAUAACAAUGAUCGAAAUUCAAAUGGAAGGGGUGUUCGACAAUUCAAAACUGCUCUUCUUCAACGACUUGAACAGGAUGAAGUUUUUACACUUCGGAAAAGGAAAGAAAAGACUGAUAUACGAGAACUCAGACGCGUUUACUAUGCAUACAAGGAGUACAUUAAUAAGCAAAAUGGAAAAUUGGAUCCAGAAAAUAGAGAGAAGUUGAUAAAAGCAUUUACAAUUGCUUCUGUGUUGUUUGAAGUUCUAGAAACAGUAAUAGAUGCAGCUGGUCCUCAGGCUCUUGAUACUAGAGGCAGCAUACACACAAGACAUGAUUUCUUUGCACCUUAUAAUAUCCUACCACUUGAUCGUGGAGGUAUUCAGCCAGCAAUUAUGCAACAACCUGAGAUUAGAGUUGCAAUCGCCGCUAUUCAAAACAUUCGUGGUUUACCUUCAGCCCAAGAUUUUCAGAAACAUGGCGAUUUUAAAGAUUUGUUUGAUUUUCUUGAAUAUUGCUUUGGAUUUCAGGCAGGAAAUGUAGCCAACCAGAAGGAGCAUCUGGUUCUACUCCUUGCUAAUAUGCUCACUCGGCAAACGCAGAAGCAGGAAUCGAUCACAAGGUUAGGAGAUGCUGUGGUGGAUGAGCUAAUGAGGAAGUUCUUCAAAAAUUAUACAAACUGGUGCAAAUUUUUGGGAAGAAAAAGAAACAUCAGGUUGCCUUACGCAAAACAUGAAGCCCAACAAUAUAAACUUCUGUAUCUGGGGCUUUACCUUCUUAUAUGGGGGGAGGCUGCAAACUUGAGAUUCAUGCCAGAGUGUUUAUGUUACAUAUUUCACCAUAUGGCAUAUGAACUGCAUGGUAUGUUAACUGGCGCCAUUAGCGCGACAACAUGGGAGAAAGUCAUGCCAGCAUAUGGAGGAGGAUAUGAGUCUUUUCUUAACAAUGUAGUAUCCCCCAUUUACACGGUUAUAAAAGAGGAAGCUGAGAACAGCAAAAAUGGGACAGCAGACCAUUCCACAUGGAGAAACUAUGAUGAUAUCAAUGAGUAUUUCUGGUCCCCUGAUUGUUUCGAAAUAGGUUGGCCAAUGCACCUUGACCACAAUUUCUUCUGUGUACCGUCUCCGAAGAAACCAAGUGCAAAGAGUACUUCAGCAUCAACUAGUGCUCGAAAAAGAAAAAGAAACAAGAAGAAAAAGGAUGAAGAUCAUGAAGAUGAAGAACAAGGGGCUGCUCAAGUGGAAGAUCAUCAAGAAGAUAAAGAACUAGUGGCUACGAAAAAGGAAGAUAAACAUGAAGAGAAAUGGUUAGGGAAAACAAAUUUUGUAGAGAUGCGUUCAUUUUGGCAGCUUUUUAGGAGCUUUGACAGAAUGUGGUGUUUUUUUAUUCUAUCACUUCAGGCCAUGAUAAUAAUGGCGUGCUAUGAGUUGGAUUCUCCACUUCAACUAUUCGAUGCAGCAGUAUUUGAGGACAUUUUGAGCAUCUUCAUUACAUCUGCAAUCCUUAAACUCAUACAAGAAAUUCUUGACAUUGUCUUUACAUGGAAAGCCAGGCAGACAAUGAAACACUCUGAAAAGAUAAAACAAGCGGUGAAAUUGGUUGUUGCAGUGAUAUGGACAAUUGUUCUUCCUGUAUGCUAUGCUAACUCUAAAGGAAAAUAUACUUGUUACUCAUCUCAAAACAAAAGCUGGCUCGACGAAUGGUGUUUUACUUCCUAUAUGGUUGCAGUUGCAGUUUAUUUGAUGACUAAUGCAGUUGAGAUGGUGCUCUUUUUUGUUCCUGUAAUUAGCAAGUACAUUGAGCUAUCAAAUUACCGGAUAUUCACCAUUUUCUCAUGGACACAGCCAAGAUUAUACGUUGGACGUGGGAUCCAAGAAAGCCAGGUUUCAAUGUUGAAGUAUACGUUGUUUUGGAUACUAGUACUGUUGAGCAAAUUUACUUUCAGCUACUGUUUUGAGAUAAAACCACUCAUAGGACCAACAAAGCAGAUCAUGAAAAUUGGUGUGAAAAAGUAUGAUUGGCAUGAGCUUUUCCCGAAAGUCAAGAGUAAUGCUGGUGCACUUGUGGCUGUGUGGGCUCCUAUUAUAGUUGUAUAUUUUAUGGAUACCCAGAUAUGGUAUUCUGUUUUCUGUACCAUAUUUGGUGGAUUAUAUGGCAUUUUGCAUCACCUUGGUGAGAUUCGGACACUGGGAAUGUUGAGAAGUAGAUUCGACACUUUGCCUUCUGCAUUUGAAGUUUGCCUUGUCCCACCCUCAUUGAAAAAUGAGAGAAAGAGAAGAAAUGGUUUCUUUCUGAAUAGAUUUAAGAAGGACUUGGACAAGGACAAAAAUGGUGUUGCUAAUUUUGUACUAGUAUGGAACCAAAUUAUUGCUAGAUUUCGAUCAGAGGACUUGAUAAGCGAUAGGGAGGUGGAUUUAAUGACAAUACCUGUGUCAUCGGAAUUAUUUAGUGGCACCAUCCGUUGGCCAGUUUUCCUCCUAGCAAAUAAGUUAUCAACAGCAUUGAGCAUUGCGAGGGAUUUCAAGGGAAAGGAUCAACUUCUUUUCAGAAGAAUUAAAAAGGAUAAAUACAUGUACUAUGCUGUGAAGGAAUGCUAUGGUUUAAUGCAGUACAUCCUUGAAAUCCUCAUAGUACGUAAACAUGAAAAAAGUGUCAUAUCUAAAAUACUGGAGGCAAUUGAAGAUAGCAUCGGAAGUUCAAGUCUUCUUGAGCACAUCAGGAUGACUGGGCUACCAAAUCUACAAGCUAAAUUCAUUGAAUUGCUUGAACUCCUGGUUGAGGGAAAUGAAAACCAUCACUCUAAAGUUGUCAAAGUUCUACAAGAUAUAUUUGAGCUUGUAACGAAGGAUAUGCUAGUUAAUGAUUCCAGCAUAGAGGAAUUGCUCAACGAAGAGAAAGUAGAGGAUUUCCCUGAGUUUACUAGAAAAUUUAUUAAACCGCAACUAUUUGAAUCAACUGGUAACGAAAACCCUGCUAUCCAUUUUCCUUUGCCAGACAGCGGUGCACUAUAUGAAAAGAUCAAGCGUUUUCUCUUGUUGCUUACUGUGAAAGAUACUGCAAUGGAUAUCCCCGCAAACUUAGAAGCUAGAAGGCGCAUAUCAUUUUUUUCUACUUCUCUAUUCAUGAAUAUGCCUAGUGCUCCAAAAGUGCGCAACAUGCUGUCAUUCAGCGUUCUAACUCCACAUUAUGUGGAAGAUAUAAAUUUCUCAAUGGAGGAGCUUCAUUCAAGCCAGCAAGAGGUUUCCAUUAUAUUUUACAUGCAAAAGAUAUUCCCAGAUGAAUGGAAAAACUUUUUGGAAAGAAUGGAUUGUUCAAGUUUGCAAGGAUUAGAAGAAGAAGGCAAGAAGGAAGAAUUAAGAAAUUGGGCAUCUUACCGGGGCCAAACGCUUAGUAGAACAGUUAGAGGAAUGAUGUACUACAGAGAAGCCUUAAAAUUGCAAGCAUUCCUCGACUUGGCUGAAAAUGAUGAUAUUCUUGAAGGCUACGAUACAGCUGAAAAAGGGAACAGUUCAUUAUCUUCUCAGAUAGAAGCAUUAGCAGACUUGAAAUUCACAUAUGUCAUAUCUAGUCAACAGUUUGGAGCACAUAAAUCUUCUGGAGAUCUGAGAGAUCCGCAUGCAAGGGACAUAAUUGACUUGAUGACAAGGUAUCCAUCUCUUCGCGUUGCUUAUGUCGAGGAGAAAGAAGUGAUUGUAGGACACAAGACUCCAAAGGUUUAUUCUUCCGUAUUGGUUAAAGCUGUAAAUGGUUAUGAUCAGGAAAUAUAUCGGAUAAAACUUCCAGGUCCACCAAAUAUUGGAGAAGGAAAGCCUGAAAAUCAAAACCAUGCCAUAAUAUUUACUCGUGGCGAAGCUCUUCAAGCCAUUGAUAUGAACCAAGAUAAUUAUUUGGAGGAAGCAUUAAAAAUGAGAAAUCUUCUGCAAGAAUUUCUCCGAUGCCAAGGACGGCGGCCUCCUACUAUACUUGGUUUAAGGGAACAUAUAUUCACAGGAAGUGUUUCUUCUCUGGCACGGUUCAUGUCAUACCAAGAGACCAGCUUUGUCACCAUUGGUCAAAGGCUCCUUUCCAAACCUCUCAGGGUACGGUUCCAUUAUGGACAUCCAGAUGUAUUUGACAGGAUAUUUCACAUCACAAGAGGUGGAAUAAGCAAAGCUUCAAAAACAAUCAACCUGAGUGAGGAUGUUUUUGCCGGAUUCAAUUCUACUCUGCGUCGGGGGUGUAUUACAUACCAUGAAUACAUGCAAGUUGGCAAAGGUCGUGAUGUAGGUCUAAACCAGAUCUCAAAGUUUGAAGCCAAGGUAGCUAAUGGUAACAGUGAACAAACAAUAAGCCGUGACAUUUACCGCCUUGCACACCAGUUUGAUUUCUUCCGAAUGCUGUCUUGCUAUUUCACAACAAUAGGGUUUUACUUCAGUAGCCUGAUAGCAAUAAUUGGAAUCUAUGUAUUCCUCUACGGACAGUUAUACCUCGUUCUCAGCGGAUUGCAAAAGGCAUUAGUUCUUGAGGCUAGACUGCAAAACAUAAAGUCCUUGGAAACAGCUCUUGCAUCCCAAUCAUUUAUACAGCUUGGUCUCCUUACAGGCUUACCAAUGGUAAUGGAGAUUGGACUUGAGAAAGGUUUCCUUACUGCUCUAAAGGAUUUUGUCCUCAUGCAACUUCAGCUAGCUUCAGUUUUUUUCACUUUCUCCCUUGGGACAAAAAUUCAUUACUUUGGCAGAACAAUUCUACAUGGAGGUGCUAAAUAUAGGCCUACUGGCCGUAAAGUUGUGGUGUUUCAUGCCAGCUUCACCGAGAAUUACAGAUUGUAUUCGAGAAGCCAUUUUGUUAAAGGAUUUGAACUAUUGCUGCUGUUGAUUGUUUAUGAUAUGUUUAGGCAUUCAUACCAAAGCAGCAUGGCAUAUGUGUUGGUCACUUAUUCUAUUUGGUUCAUGUCAAUCACAUGGUUGUUUGCGCCGUUUCUAUUUAAUCCUUCUGGAUUCAGAUGGGGAAAGAUUGUAGAUGACUGGAAAGACUGGAACAAAUGGAUCAGGCAGCAGGGUGGUAUAGGAGUUCAACCGGACAAAAGUUGGCACUCUUGGUGGAUUGAGGAACAAGCUCAUCUUCGUCAUUCGGGACUAGGUUCUAGGUUGAUUGAAAUCCUCCUUUCUCUCCGGUUUUUCCUCUAUCAGUAUGGUCUGGUCUAUCACCUUGACAUCUCACAGCAAAGCAAAAAUGUUUUAGUCUAUCUGCUUUCAUGGAUUGUGAUUCUUGCAGUUUUCCUAUUAGUCAAGGCGGUGAACAUAGGAAGGCAACAGUUCAGUGCAGACUAUCACCUUGUAUUUAGGCUCCUCAAAGCGUUCCUCUUCAUUGGUGUCCUAGCAAUCAUAAUUACUCUUUCUUCUAUAUGCCAACUCUCAUUGAUGGACUUAAUAGUGUGCAUUCUUGCAUUUUUACCAACUGGGUGGGGUUUAAUAUUGGUUGCACAAACUGUGAGGCCCAAGAUAGAGGAUACUGGAUUGUGGGACUUUACAAGAGUGCUUGCUAAAGCAUAUGAUUAUGGAAUGGGAGUUGUUCUAUUUGCACCUAUCGCUGUUUUGGCCUGGCUUCCAAUUAUUGAAGCCUUCCAAACUCGGUUCCUAUUUAAUGAAGCUUUCAAUAGGCAUUUGCAAAUCCAACCAAUUCUUGCUGGGAAAAAAAAGCACAAGUAAUCAUUUUUUUUUUUUUUCCAAGUAUAUAGUAUCAGGUUGUACAGAAAUUUUUCUCACAUUCAUAAAAUGAUUUUGUAAUUCGUUGGACAUC
Messenger RNA from Ziziphus jujuba (common jujube), 6327 nucleotides. Its product is annotated as putative callose synthase 8. The transcript has 41 exons. Lineage: Eukaryota; Viridiplantae; Streptophyta; Magnoliopsida; Rosales; Rhamnaceae. Gene Ontology annotation, biological process: (1->3)-beta-D-glucan biosynthetic process. Bases 309 to 6236 code for a protein of 1975 amino acids. Gene Ontology annotation, cellular component: 1,3-beta-D-glucan synthase complex; plasma membrane. The record is from RefSeq and is a predicted model, not a curated record. Gene Ontology annotation, molecular function: 1,3-beta-D-glucan synthase activity.